This is a messenger RNA of Orcinus orca (killer whale), 5821 nucleotides long. It is a transcript of the gene TBCEL, whose product is annotated as tubulin folding cofactor E like. Gene Ontology annotation, molecular function: alpha-tubulin binding. The coding region runs from base 1872 to 3335 and encodes 487 amino acids. NCBI's taxonomy places the organism in Eukaryota, Metazoa, Chordata, Mammalia, Artiodactyla, Delphinidae. Gene Ontology annotation, biological process: protein folding. The transcript has 9 exons. The record is from RefSeq and is a predicted model, not a curated record.
GGGAAAGCUGCUUCCGGGUCAAUGCAGGACACUGGGCUCCGGCGGCCGGAGUGGGGGACGAGGUGAAGCGGAUCCGGUCUGCAGCCGGCCGGGAGGAGGCCGGAGGCUGAGUGGCGGCCACGGCUGCGGCCGGGAGGGGGGAGGAGAGGCGCAGCCCGAGGAGCCGCCGCAGCAGCUCCCCCGCCUCCCGGGCUGAGGGGUGAGUGGAGCCCGGGCUUGCCGGCUCCGCCGGGUUCUCGAGGCCCGAGGGGCUCCCCUCCGGAGCCGGGGUGCCGUACGAGGAAACAGCGGGAAGAAGUCGGAGCGGGACGAGGCCUGCGUGGGCGAAGGGGAGGAUGGGACAUCUGCCCGGUCGGAGGGAAGAUGGGGCCGGGCCUGGGCUGAGGCGGCGCGGGGAGGGCCUGGGCUGGGAGAGGGAGUCGGGGCCCGGGUUGGAGGAGGGUGUCUGGGGGGAGCCUGUCCGAAUUCCUGAGAAUCCGGACUAAUCACUGUGCCCCGGGGGCAUGGGGGAUGAGGAGAUGCCCCCUGGCUGGUAGGAGAUGGAGACGACUCGGGGGCUGCUGGGGAAAUAGGAAACUUGCCUCUGAACCACUGAAGCAAAAAAAAAAAAAUCAAAAAAUCAAAAAUAAAAUAAAGGACGUUUCCCGAGGGAGGUUUGGUGGGGCAAGGAGCGGACUGGCAUUCCCAGGCUCUUGGGACUCUAGGCCUGACCCUUCCGGGGGCUGGUAGAAGGAUGCGGUAGUUUAAUAAGGACUUUUGGGAGAAUCAUUUUGCCCCCAAGACAAUUAACUGACAGUAAGGCGCUUGGAGUAGGAUGGGGCCUGGGAGGAGGGUGCCCCGUCCUGGGAUCUGGGAAAGGGGGAGGGUAAGAAUCUGUGAGGAGCUUCAUUCUUCGCUGAGAAUGGGGAGUACAGAGUACAAGGUCCUCUUCUAGGGAGACAUACUGGGAAUUGGUGAAGUGAGAAGGAGAUUUAAUACUGUCUUCUCUUGGGGCACAGUGUUCUAGAAGUUGUAGUUCAGGAAAGUUGGUUGGAAGACUAGAACUGUUUAUAGUCAGUGGAGGAAGGAGGAGCUCUACUCUGAAGGUUGCUAAGCUACCAGAAGCUUGUAGGCACCGCCUAGGUCUGUUGUUUGGGGAAGUUAGCAGUUCUUUCAGGUCCAGAUACACGUUUAGUUGAGGCAUGUCCCCAUUCUUUUUAUGCUGCCCUGGAGCUCUUAAAUUGGUUUCCACGAGUCCAUCUUGAGCUAAGAGAUUAUGUGUAGGUUCGGAGGACUAAUGAAGACAUUCAGCCUUUGAGUCCUGAGGCAUUUGACCUAAAUCUCUAGGGUAGGGGCUUUCAAACUUUUUGCUCCAUAGUUAGAAGUACAUUUUACAUCAUGAUCUAGUACAUACCGACAAAAGUUUCACAAAGCAGUAUUUACCCUUGUUACUUAUGAUGCAUACUGAUCAUUUCUAUUAUUCAUUCUUUUCCAUUAAAAAAUGCUGACUAAAUCCACUAAAUUGUUAUGUGGGUCACAAGUUGCAGUUUGGCAGGCACUCUCGCCAAGGCACAUUUCUUUGGCUUCAAUUAGUGUCUUCAUGUAUGUUUCUAGAGAGCAAGGAUGAUUACAAGGAGAUGGAUGGGAGGUAGAGUGGAGCCCACCUGGUGCGACGGACUGCUUCAUUUGUUUACAUAUUUAUAAGGGGUAGCAAAUUGUACCAUAAUCUUAACCUUUGAUAGCUUAAUGUUGCCUGAUCAUUUGUGAAAUUUUUGAAAUAAGUGUGUGCUUUAAUUUUCUCUAUCCUUUGCUGGGUCUGAGAAAUAUGAGAGGCCUAGUUCCAUAUAGUUGAUUCAUCCCUACAGCAUCUUUAAGAAUUUUAGGAAAGGAAGAUGGAUCAACCUAGUGGGAGGAGUUUUAUGCAAGUAUUAUGUGAAAAAUAUAGUCCUGAAAACUUUCCUUACCGCCGUGGUCCUGGGAUGGGAGUCCACGUCCCAGCCACACCUCAGGGCUCUCCUAUGAAAGAUCGCCUCAACCUCCCAAGUGUACUGGUGUUGAACAGCUGUGGAAUAACCUGUGCAGGAGAUGAAAAAGAAAUUGCUGCCUUCUGUGCUCACGUGUCAGAACUAGAUCUUUCUGACAACAAACUCGAAGACUGGCACGAGGUCAGUAAAAUUGUGUCAAAUGUUCCCCAGUUGGAGUUUCUAAACCUGAGUUCCAACCCUCUGAAUUUAUCGGUUUUAGAAAGAACGUGUGCUGGGUCCUUCUCCGGGGUUCGAAAACUUGUUCUCAACAACAGCAAAGCUUCUUGGGAGACAGUCCACACGAUACUGCAGGAGUUACCAGAUUUGGAAGAGCUCUUCCUGUGCCUUAAUGACUAUGAAACAGUGUCUUGUCCUUCUAUUUGCUGUCCUUCUCUUAAGCUACUACAUAUAACAGACAAUAACCUCCAAGACUGGACUGAAAUACGCAAGUUAGGAGUUAUGUUUCCUUCACUGGAUACUCUCGUCCUGGCCAACAACCAUGUGAAUGCUAUUGAGGAGCCUGAUGAUUCAUUGGCUAGGUUGUUUCCUAAUCUGCGAUCCAUCAGCCUCCACAAGGCAGGUUUGCGGUCCUGGGAAGACAUUGACAAACUAAACUCAUUCCCUAAACUUGAAGAAGUGAGGUUGUUAGGAAUUCCUCUUCUUCAGCCAUAUACCACCGAGGAGCGAAGGAAAUUGGUAAUAGCCAGAUUGCCAUCGGUUUCCAAACUUAAUGGCAGUGUUGUCACUGAUGGUGAGCGAGAAGAUUCUGAGAGAUUUUUUAUUCGUUACUAUGUGGAUGUUCCACAGGAAGAAGUGCCAUUCAGGCUGUGGAUGCGCAGGCUCAGCGGCCACGGCUCAUGGGCCCAGCUGCUCCGCGGCAUGUGGGAUCUUCCCGGACCGGGGCACGAACCCGUGUCCCCUGCAUCGGCAGGCGGACUCUCAAACACUGCGCCACCAGGGAAGCCUGAAGCCUGUGUCUUUUGGUUGGAGCAUUUAAUCCAUUCACAUUUGAGGUAUCAUGAACUAGUCACAAAAUAUGGGAAGUUGGAGCCUUUGGCAGAAGUGGACCUGAGACCCCAGAGCAGUGCGAAAGUAGAAGUCCACUUUAACGACCAGGUGGAAGAAAUGACCAUUCGUCUGGACCAAACAGUUGCAGAACUAAAGAAACAAUUAAAAACUCUAGUGCAAUUACCCACUAGCAACAUGCUUCUCUACUAUUUUGACCAUGAAGCGCCCUUUGGCCCAGAGGAAAUGAAGUACAGCUCUCGAGCCUUGCAUUCUUUUGGCAUUAGGGAUGGAGACAAAAUUUUUGUGGAAUCCAAAACAAAAUAACCUCCGCCAGCCUUGUGAGAACACACAUAUUAGGACUCGCAGGGCAUUUGUUCCCAUGAGGUUUCCUUCAGGAGGGAGAAGUUUGCUCUGUUUUGUUUUAUUUUGUUUUGUUUUGUUUUGUUUAGGUUUCAGGGGGGUUUUGUAUAUUUCCCCCUAGAAUGGGUAGGGGGCUGUUUUUGGUAUUUUCUACCACAGAUUCCUUCUACUCUACCACCAGAAUUGGCCACAUCUCCAGUUUCUGUGCCCUCCCUCAGGAGAGGGGACUAGGCAGCCACCGACUUCUUACUGUGUUCACUGGGAUCUGUCUACUGCUUGGUCCUCAUGACCACUUAGGUGUACUUGUGAUGAUGGCGUGAACAGCAUUGUCCCCUCAGAAGAGUAUCUUGCACUUAAAUCAGGAAACAAGGAAUCUUUCCAGGAAGGGGCAGCACAUCUCUCUCCCAAUUCCUCCUUUUCCCCCUCCCUCUCUCUCCUUUCCUUCUUGGGUUCAGUUUUUCAUUUUGACUCGUGUCCAUACAUGUUUACCUUAGUUUUAUUCUGUCCAUAAUGAACUUCUUAUUUUUCAACUUGGGUAACGUUUUUCUUCAUUUCUCCCUUUUUAAAUAAUUUCAAGUGUGUCACGCAUUUGUCAGCCUGAUGCUGAUCUCAGGUACAGUUAGAACCUAUAGCUGUGUUAGGGUCUGGAAGAAGAGUAGAUGGAGUGUUAGAAUUCCAGGAAGCACAGGCACAGCAGCCUGAUCACUCUGUAUGUAACUAUCUCAAUUUUAAUGUUCCUCCCACAGUUAUAUCAACCAUUACUGACAUGAGCUACGUCACAUUCCAGAGUUCUUCGCUUUUUGCUUUUUGAAUGUAUUUCUUCGUAUCUGUCUAUCUUUUUCAUUACUUUAAACUACUGGGAAUGGAGGCCUGACUUUAUGAAGAAUCCAACAGAGCAAUGGAUAUACGUGCCAGGAGAGCUGAGAAUUAGCUAGUAAACUCUCUGUAGUGUGUAUGAGGGAGUCAAGUGGGGGGAGUAUGGGAGAACGAGUACUGUGACUUUCCUGCCUGUCAUCAUUGGAAGCUUUUGCUCUUGCACUUUGCAUUCGAAGUGGGAAAUUUUAAUCAAAGGGAGCUUUGAUUCCUAGUUUUUCCCUGGGAUUUUGUGAUGUCAUAAUUGAACAAUUCUUUUUGUUUUACAUUUCAGUUUAGUUGCCCCUACAGAAGAACAACUCUGACUAAUCUCUGAGUAAAGUAUAAGUGUCAAAACUUCAGAUUUGCCUCCAAGUCAUAUUUUUUGCAGAAGCAUAUUUAAAGCACUUUCCUUUAAAAGGUAGUCCUUACCUGCUCUGAAAUCUUUUUGUCUGUUCUUCUAUUCCUUUGUUAAUCAGUGUAAUCUCUUUCUUUGAUAUAUGUCUUUCUGGAUCCACCAUGUUUACAGAUAGGAGACUUGAGAAGGACUUAGUGCACCUGGGGCAGAAAAUGUGCACAUGAAGUAUUUUUCAAAGAAUGUAAUUGUUACCCGAUUGAGUUUGACCUUUUGACCUUUGUUACAUGAUUCCGUCCCUCCUACAAAUUCUUUAAUUUCUUAGGAAAUUUUUAGGUGACUCUUGUAAACUCUUCACGGAUGCUACUUUUUAAAUUGUCCUACGCCAUGAUAGCAGAUGUUUAUUCUCUUAAUGCACUUCAGGUUCAGUAUCUGUAAAGCCUUUGACCCAGGCCUGCUGAGUCAAAUCUACAUUCACUGUAACAUUGAAAGUGGAAACCAAAGGGUUUGAGGAAGAUGAAUGAUGCCUGUUCUCCUUUUGCUUUAUCUUUCAAAAUCAUAAAAUCAUAAAAAUGAGCGAUGGAGAUCUAGGCUGGGUAUAGACAAGAAUAAUUAUUUUGCAAUCACAUUUUCCUGACAGGUUUUUGGAAGUGGGAAAAAAGUGUGGCAACAGUGUCAGGAAGAUUAAAACUGCGGAUGCUUUGUGUACGUGUGCGUGAGUGCAGACGAGUUUGAGAGAGAAACAGUGUAACUGAGCUUUUGUCAGCCUGAGAAACAGAUGCCCCCUUAUUUUUUGAGGUUGUAUGACCCCCGACUGUCCCACAGCAGAAAGCAGAGCAAACACUUAUGCUUUAAUCAUCAGUGGAAUGAUGACAAUUAAUAAGAUAUUUUAUAUAUGACAAAGUUUUAUGAAAUGCUUUUUUACUAUUAGAGACCUGUUCCUUCUGCUAUUACAGAACACAGUGCUCAUCGACUGCAGGCAUAAUUCUCCGAUUACACAGUUGCAUGUCAGGGGAACUUCUCAUUUAAUUCAGUGGCCGUGGGUAUUUUUAGGGCAUUGUAAUUGAUUGCUUUAAUAAUUGCUAAAUGAUUUUUGAUUGAGACAAGAUCUAAUGCAAUUACCGGUCUUUUAGAGUUACAGAACAGAAGUAAAUGAGAAAAGAUAUUUGAGCAUGUAUACAUGUAGACUGAUUUGGGUGGCUGAGUAAAGAUGCUGCUUUUGAAAUAAAAUUGGUGCUGUGUA